AUGCAGGCGGACUACCUUGUUAUCGGUGCUGGCCCGGCCGGUCUCGCAGCUGCCGGAUUCAUUGCAAAGGCUGGCUCCACGGUGGCGGUCUUUGAUGGCCGAGCACGCCCUGAGAACGUCUCCGGCUCGUACCCGGUGGUGCUGAACGACAAGGGCUUGUUUGCGUUGAAGCGCCUGGAUCCGGCGAUCGCGGCGAAGGCCAAAGAGACCGGACUCUCAGUGCAACAGCUGCACGUUAUAUCCGACAACACGACGGUGAGAAAGAUCCCUAUGUUUGGUAUCUGCAUCAUGCGAGACCAAGUCUCCAGUUGGCUUUUAGAGGCCGCGGAGGCUGAUGAGAAGAUCUCCUUCUUUUGGGAGCACAAGCUCGAGAGCAUUGAUUUUCAGGCUCGGACCUGCACGUUUGAGCUUCCAGAUGGCUCGCAGAAGACCGCAGUUUCCCAGCGCCUGGUCGCCGCGGAUGGAAACCGCUCGAAGGUUCGGCGCUUGUGCCAGGAGCACGUGGCAGACUUCAGCGCCGAUGCAGAUCCCUGGCCAUUCCAACUGCGCUUCAUGAACUCCAGGGGCGUUCCGGGACAAACUGAGGUCAACACAGACACUCACUUUGUCCUUGGUGACAAAGGCUACGUGUGCCUCAAGCCUAGCGGUGAGUGGAGCAUAUACCUCCGGGUACAACCAGAAUCUGAUGAGGAGUUUCUCACGAGCAUGGAAGCGACGGAUGACAACUUGCAGAAGCUGAAGGAGUAUGUUCAGACCCACGCCAAGUUCGCGGCCGACAACUUGCUGGAUGAGGAGGCUUAUCGCAAGUUCUAUGACUGCGAAGCCUUUGGCGGCGUCGUUGUUAAGUGCUCCUCCCUGAGUCCGGCAGGCUGGAUCUGCCUCAUCGGGGCUGCCGCACAUGCUGUGCAGCCAGCCUUGCUGGAAGGCCCAUGGCCUUGA
This is a messenger RNA of Symbiodinium sp. CCMP2592, 939 nucleotides long. NCBI's taxonomy places the organism in Eukaryota, Dinophyceae, Suessiales, Symbiodiniaceae. The record is from the annotation of a GenBank genome assembly.